This is a messenger RNA of Helicoverpa zea (corn earworm), 1326 nucleotides long. RefSeq names its product L-threonine 3-dehydrogenase, mitochondrial (gene Tdh). Gene Ontology annotation, biological process: L-threonine catabolic process. The record is from RefSeq and is a predicted model, not a curated record. Bases 93 to 1121 code for a protein of 342 amino acids. The transcript has 4 exons. NCBI's taxonomy places the organism in Eukaryota, Metazoa, Arthropoda, Insecta, Lepidoptera, Noctuidae. Gene Ontology annotation, molecular function: L-threonine 3-dehydrogenase activity.
CACGCGAGACCCUGCGUACUGUUUACCAGUUACCGUUCGUCUUACACAGUGUUUUAUCGUGUCGCCUAUCUGACGUUAGAUCCUCCGUAAUUAUGUUCCUAAGAAAUUUAUAUCGGACUUCAAUUAAAUUAAAUGUUAGAAAUUAUUCUGGAAGCAAAUUAAAGAAGCCACCAAAGAUUUUAAUUACGGGAGGCCUCGGUCAACUAGGCGUUGAGUGCGCCCGGUAUCUUCGGGGAAAAUAUGGCCGAGACAACGUAAUCCUAUCGGAUAUAAUCAAGCCUUCCCAAGACAUCGUCAAUGACGGGCCCUACAUUUUUGUGGACAUUCUGGACUUUAAGGGUCUCCAAAAAACUGUUGUGGACCACAGGGUUGACUGGCUGAUUCACUUCUCAGCUCUUCUCAGUGCGAUUGGAGAGCAAAACGUUCCUUUAGCCGUGCGAGUGAAUAUAGAAGGAGUGCAUAAUGUUAUUGAACUUGCCAAACAGUAUAAUCUAAGGAUCUUUGUGCCGAGUACAAUAGGUGCCUUUGGCCCGGACUCUCCUAGAAAUCCUACGCCUAAUAUAACUGUACAAAGACCUAGGACUAUUUAUGGUGUGUCUAAAGUGCAUGCGGAGUUGUUAGGGGAAUAUUAUUAUCAUAAAUUCGGUUUAGAUUUCCGUUGCUUGAGGUUCCCUGGUGUCAUAUCUAGUGACCCACCCGGAGGUGGUACAACAGACUAUGCCAUUGCGGUCUUCCAUGACGUCCUCCGAAAGGGUCAAUAUCAGUGCUACCUCAAACCUGACACCAGACUACCCAUGAUGCACGUGAGAGACGCUCUCCGAGCUCUUUCGGAGUAUUUGGAAGCACCAAAUGAGGUCCUCAACAGAAGAGUAUACAACGUCACAUCUAUGAGUUUUACCCCGGAGGAACUGUCAGAAGCAAUGAUCAAAUACAUACCGGAAUUCAAGAUCACUUACAUGCCUGAUAGCAGGCAGGAAAUAGCGGACUCCUGGCCCCAAGUGUUCGACGACAGCGAAGCCAGACGGGACUGGAAUUGGAAACCAGAGAUCGAUAUGGACAGCCUGGUCAAACUGAUGGUAAAGGAAGUGAAAGAAAAAAUUGCUGCUAAUGGACAAUCAUAACAUGGAGUCUUGCUCAUGAUUGCUCAAUUCAUGUGUUUGUCACUCGAAAGAGCCCCUUUCCUUGUGCAGGAGCACAGUUGAGUGCUUGAAAAGCGUAUUCUGUCUUAAGUUUAUAAGCCAGUCUCAUCUCAGUUUUAUUAUUGAAAAGACGUCAGUGUUAAUAGUACUUAUUGUUAUUUAAAUAAACGCUUACAUAAUAAUUUCA